This is a messenger RNA of Electrophorus electricus (electric eel), 6873 nucleotides long. RefSeq names its product alpha-1,6-mannosylglycoprotein 6-beta-N-acetylglucosaminyltransferase (gene mgat5). Gene Ontology annotation, cellular component: Golgi apparatus. Gene Ontology annotation, biological process: protein N-linked glycosylation. The record is from RefSeq and is a predicted model, not a curated record. Gene Ontology annotation, molecular function: alpha-1,6-mannosylglycoprotein 6-beta-N-acetylglucosaminyltransferase activity. Lineage: Eukaryota; Metazoa; Chordata; Actinopteri; Gymnotiformes; Gymnotidae.
UAUAAGGGACGUUAGUAUGUCUAGAUCUGCUCAAAGAGACAGAGUCUUUUCUCCAGAGCUUGUUUUCAAAGCGAAUGGACCAAACAAAUGUUACAGGACUAAUUUGGCUAAAGAGAAAAGUAACCGGCUUUACAACAGAGGAGUGGCGUUGUCCAUAACCGUCUGUCAUCUGGCCUCUUGCACACAGCAGGUGCAGUGUCACCACCACACUGCUGAGGACAGAGCUAAACAGAACAUCCACAACAUUAUGGAACAUCCACACUAGGAGUCUUUGCCUGACCAACCAGAGGGAUGCGUCAUGUACAGGAAGAACCGUAUUAGGUGGCGACGACUCACAGCCCAAACUCCUCCAACUCCACAGUCUCAACCUGACAUUCGAACCCCUCCUGAACUGUCUACCCCCACACCACCCACCCACACACUAUGGCUUUAUGGAAGCUGUCAUCCCAGAAGCUGGGCUUCUUCCUGGUGAGCUUUGGCUUCAUAUGGGGCAUGAUGCUGCUCCAUUUCACCAUCCAGCAGAGGGUGACCCACGAGAGCAGUGCUCAGUUGCGCGUGCAGAUCCUGGACCUCAGCAAGCGCUACAUCAAAGCCCUGGCCGAGGAACACCAGGGUGUGAUGGACGGCCCCUACGUGGGCACCAUGACGGCCUACGACCUGAAGAAGACUCUGGCCGUGCUCCUGGAUAACAUCAUGGUCCGUCUGGCCAAGUUGGAGUCCAAGGUGGAAACCAUGAUCUACAACGGCUCCGCUGCCAACCUCACCAACGGCACAGCUGCACCUGCACCCAGUGCCGCCAAUGCUGAGAAGGUCAACGUGGCAGACCUGCUAAACGGCGCACAGGAGAAGUGUGAGCUGCCUGUGCUUGAUGGCUUCCCACAUUGUGAGAGCAAAAUGAAGUGGAUGAAGGACAUGUGGCGCUCAGACACCUGCUACGGCAACUAUGGAGUGGAUGGGACCUCCUGCUCCUUCUUCAUCUACCUGAGUGAGGUGGAGAACUGGUGCCCUCGUCUCCCCUGGAGAACUGCAAACCUUAACGAUGACUCUGACAAAAAAGGACAGUCGGAUAUCCGUACAAGCUUUGAGGAGCUCUAUCAUGUGAUGUCACGGCGGGAGGAGUUCCGCUGGAUGAUGAUGCGAAUCAAGCGCAUGGAGGAGCCGUGGGUGAACGCCGUGCGCUCGCUCGCCACCAAACAGGACCUGCAGACCCGCCGACGCAAGAAGAUCCUGGUACACCUGGGCCUGCUGACGAAAGAGUCCGGCUUUAAGAUAGCAGAGAACGCUUUCAGCGGCGGCCCACUAGGAGAACUGGUGCAGUGGAGCGACCUCAUCACCACCCUCUACCUGCUGGGCCAUGACAUCCGCAUCUCAGCCUCCAUCGCUGAGCUCAAAGAGAUCAUGAAGAAGGUGAUGGGUAAUAAGUCCAGCUGUCCAACCCAGGGAGACAAGGUGGUGGAGUUGAUCUAUAUCGACAUCGUUGGUCUUUCUCAGUUUAAGAAGACGCUGGGCCCUUCUUGGGUGCACUACCAGUGUAUGCUGCGAGUGCUAGACUCCUUUGGGACAGAGCCAGAGUUUAACCAUGCCCACUACGCCCAGUCCAAAGGUCACAAGACACCAUGGGGCAAAUGGAACCUCAACCCUCAGCAGUUCAACACCAUGUUCCCUCACACACCAGACAACAGCUUCCUGGGCUUUGUGGUUGAGCAGCACCUGAAUGCCAGUGACAUCAGACACAUUGAUGACAUCAAGCGACAGAACCAGUCUCUCGUCUAUGGGAAAGUGGACAACUUCUGGAAGGACAAGAAGAAGUACCUGGACAUCAUCCACUCGUACAUGGAGGUGCACGGCACUGUCCACGGCACCAGCACCGUGCACCUGCCCGACUACGUCAAAAACCAUGGCAUCCUUAGCGGAAGAGACCUGCAGUUCCUCCUGCGAGAGACCAAGUUGUUUGUGGGGCUGUCUUUCCCCUAUGAAGGCCCUGCCCCUCUGGAGGCUAUAGCCAAUGGCUGUGCAUUCCUGAACCCAAAAUUCAGUCCACCCAAAAGCAGCAAGAACACAGAUUUCUUCAAGGGCAAGCCCACUCUGAGAGAGCUAACUUCCCAGCACCCGUAUGCUGAGGUGUACGUUGGCCAGCCGCAUGUGUGGACUGUGGACAUCGACAACCCUUCAGAGGUGGAAAGAGCUCUCAGAGCUAUUGUUAGUCAGAAGAAUGAGCCGUAUCUACCCUACGAGUUCACCUGUGAAGGCAUGCUGCAGAGGGUCAACGCCUUCAUAGAGAAUCAGGAUUUCUGUCAUGGCCAGGUCAUGUGGCCACCCCUCUCGGCUCUGCAGGUGAGACUGGCUCCAGCAGGGAAGUCCUGUAAGCAGGUGUGUCAGGAAGAGCAGCUGAUCUGCGAGCCAUCCUUCUUCCAACACCUCAACAAAGACAAAGACCUGGCCAGAUUCGGCGUGGACUGCAGGACAGUGGAGAGCGCGGGGGACAUCGUGGUCCCUGCGUACAGCGAGUCUGCUCACCACUGUGUGCUGCAGGCCGACCUACUCCUGUUCAGCUGCGCAGGGGCCCACGGCUCACUGCAGAGGGUCUGCCCCUGCAGGGACUACAUGAAGGGCCAGGUGGCCCUGUGCAAGGACUGCUUAUAACACACACACACACACACACACACGCAUGCGCACUCGCCACACACUCGAGCAUUUCUUCUUGAACUCAUGAGUGUGGUGCAGUUCCCAUGAUUGUCUCCAGGAUGUGUAUGUCUGUGUGAUUGUCCAUGUAGUGAUAUGUUGCAGGUGGCAUUACACACAUGCACGCGCACGCGCACACAUCACACACACACACAUUCGCACACACAUAUGCAAUGCUGCCUGUUCCAGUGGUGGGAUAGGAGGCUGGUGCCUCAGAACUUUGUCUGUCCACACAGAAAGCUUGACCUCAUGCUACCUAAAUCCUUCAAGCAGCUAGUUACACCUGAACAUCACACCUCCUGAAGACCAUGGACGAGCAGGACAACAGGAUGAGCAUCACGUACCGAAGUACAUUUGCCAGACACCUGAAACACUUGCUCUUUUUUGUCAAUGCAUUUCUUUGAAGCAGAAAUGUGGCAAACGGCGCGAUAAACAGAUGCUGCUCAGUGAGUGACUGCCAGAGCUGAGGGUACGCUGGCCAACUCUGCCCAGAAUGAGUGCUCAGCACUGCCCAGAACUAUAAAGACAGCAGUGCGUCUCUUGUAAGAGCAAAAAACUGGCUCCCUAAUCCAAAUCCAGUCCUGGAUUUCACAAUCAUCGGUAGUUAGUGGAAUAGUUUGUAUAAAUCGUCAUCACACACACGUCAUCACACUUGCUUCUUUGGUGAAAGGAGGGGAGAUAAUCUACUAAUAUGUACAUGCGUGGCACACUUUCUGGUAUGACAGUUCUGAAAAUGAAAAUGUGUCGGGGGGGGGAGAGACCAUAACAGGUGAAACCAGAGAGAUGGAGAGGAACAGGAGAGAGGAAGAAGAGAGGAAACACUGAAUCACUGCUUUUUUAAUUUAAUCAUUUGAUUUUGUUUCCAACUCUUUUUGUGGAAAAAUUGAAAUGGCCUGAAAUACUUGAAGAGGCAUGCAGGGAAUCAGAACUCUUCACUGCCCCCUGUGUUCAUGGAGGUGAUACUGCAGUGUGGUCUCCUCUCUUUCUAUCUGUCUCCAUUUUUCCUACCUGCUGUCAUCACAGGACCAGUCAGCCCAGACAGGACUUAACCACCCCCCCCACCCCCAGGUCACUCAGGAAGGGGAUAUUACAGUGAACUCCCCUAUCUGUGGAGACAGCGUGGACAGAGGGCCAUCUAUGUUAGAGAGAGUUUUGAAACUGUCAGUGAUACUGCUGCAGCACUAUAAAACAACUGCCAGUAAAUAAUAUAUUGGUCACACACAAAACACACACACACGCACAGAAAGAGAGAGACUUCAGAAAGCAUACACAGACAGGUUCCUGCAUCACAGACAGGUUCGGCUAGACCCAGGGCAUGUAGGAAUGUCCUUCCUCUGGCCUUGAUCUGCACAUGGCUUUGUGCCCAUUGACAGAAUCAUGUUAAAAUUAGAUUAAUUAAAAAAAAAAAUGUUUUGGGGUAUAUUUCUGUAACACAUAUGGAAACCUGUACAUGUGUACAUAUUGUAGGCAAAGGAUCACCACUUUUACAUCCUUAUAAAACUCCCUUCUGUUGUUGAGGUUGUUUUUAACUUUUGUUCUGAACUCUGAGUUCCUCAUUCUCUUGCAAAGCAUAAAAAGCAUAAUAAACCUUUUGUUUUGUUUGGACUGAAAAUGCACUAUCUUAAUAUUUUAUUUACUGAUAACCUGUCACCAGAUAUAACAACACUGUACAAAUGUUAAAAAAUGUUGUUGUUGUUUUUUUUUUAAUUUAUUUUAUAUAUAGAACUUCUGUCUGGUUAUUUUUAUUUUUUAUUUAUAGAGAAAUGAUUUUUCUUUACAGAGGGAAAUAUUAUUUAUCAGAAUAAAGUCUGCUUAAAGUAUGCUUAAGUGCUUGUGGUCAUCCAGGAAAACAUCUGUACAUGACACUGAGGACAAAAUUGCACAAAAUACCUUUAACUUCUGUUAGGCUGCAGUUGGAAUUUGGUGGGCCAGUUGCCUGUAUUGUUUUUUAACCUUUGAAAGCUACUUUUAAAAUGUUGGUUUUCAGGAGGCCUCUAAAAUGACCUUUCAGAAUUGAUCCAGAGCACAUUGUAUGAUUUCAUACCCCACACACACACACUCGCACAGUUAGUUGGUGGUUGUUUUUCUGGACCCUCAGUGUCCCUGUCCUGAAUCAUGUCUCCACAUGUGGUCCAGAACAAGCCUCAGUUGAAGUUUUUUUCCACCUGAUGUCAGAUUUCUGUUUAUACAUUUGUAAAUAUAGGUGCGUCUUUCAGAGUUUUGACCUUAUUUCUAACUUAUUUUACUUCUGAGCUGGUGGUAAUUUUCUCUCUUUGUAUAUAACAUGGUCGCUAGCCAAACUGCUGUUUUCAGUUUUGUUCAUGAUGUGCCUUCUGAUGAUUAGUAGACACAUUAUUUGUGUCUAAAGAGAGAACGAGAGAAAUUAGUUGUGUAGUUAAAAGAAUGAUAGCUUGCAGUCAAUGCCGUUUAAUCAAAACAGCAAGAAUAGUUAAUAGUUGUGAAUAAAAUAGUUUUGCCAAACAUUUUGGUGGUGGUUUAAAAAAACCUUGAACAAUUAAAAUGUCUAGUUUAGUAUGGUCAUGAAGAUGUGUUUACAGCUCUGGAUAUACGAAAGGUUCCCUUGUGUAGAAGAGGUUUUGCGUUUGUGAGGCAAAUGCAACAAAUUAGCUUUGCUGUCUCUAGACAGUCCCUAAAGCUUCAUUAUGUUAGAAAGGCAUGGAGGUUAGUAAUAUUGUCACAGUAAGUAUUGUGUUGUUGGAAAUGUAUUCUAACAGUGCUCCUAAACUUGGGCCUUUUUUUGUUUUUGUUUUUUCUUUUUGGACAUGUGCUCACAUCAUGUGCUAACCUGUCACUCUUUAAUUUUCUCUAGAACAUUUUAUGUGGAUAAUGAUAGAAAAGAAUCUUAUUAGAGAACAUAGUGAAGGAGAAGAAAAACACGUUUCCUUUACAUUGUUUUUGAAUAAGCAGGAUAUAUCUUUAUUUUUCAAUAAACCUUUUUCUGUGACAACAGAAAUUUGUGUGAAUAUCUAUUUGUACUCCACUUUUGCAGUGUGUGUGUAUAACACCACAUUCUCACCACAUCCUGGUCCACUGGCCUGUUUACACUGGAGCAGACUUGUAGGGCCCCAUGCCAGUGUCUAUGCUAUGUCACGCUCUAAUGGGAAUCCAAACCAAGAUGCCAUCGGGCUGAUCCUGUACAGCCUGCCUGAGUGCUUUACAAUAGAAACAUCAGACAAUAUUCACAAAGAUCAAUUAGUCAUGUAGAAUAGUGUAAGUUUGAGCAGGCGAACUGGGUGGUGUGUCUGUCAGGGGCCCAAGAACGCAACAGUACUGCAGCACAAUAAAAUGUCCUCUACGAAAAUAAAAAUCUGCAAAAAUGAGUGAGACUCUAUUAGCUUGUACAGACAGCAGCCUAUACAGACAGGCAGUGUUUACACCGAAAAGCAAUGCAGUGUGUUACCGUUGGCAUAAAAUGCAGAACACUGUAUUGUACAAUGCUACUUAUCACUAGUGCACCUAUCUCCACUAAAUAUAUUUGCUACAUCAGACGCUUAAUUAAAAACUGGGAAAAGGUUCCAACUAAACAUUUAAAGAUCCAUUUUUAAAGGCUAAAAUUACAGCAGUUUACACUAAUACUUCAAUGAGGACCCUCCCAUCUAGGGUUGAGGUUCUUUCCAGUGUCUACUGCUGACGUUACAUCUUAGCCCUCGACUCUUAAAGGGACGUUCCACACGCUUGGAAGUCCAACCAUGUGUACAGUUCAGAAGAUUUUUGCUAAAACAUGCUGUUGCUAGACUAGCUAGGAGUAGUGGUCAUGUGACUUGAUUAUUCUCUAAUAAGCUUGUGAAUGUCAUCUUCAGUAGAAAGAACCUUUCUACUUUCCACUAACUACCUGAGAACCUGAGAGUUCUUCAGUAGUCUUCCAAACUCAUUCCACAUGGAAAGGUAGAAACUGCAUUAUGGGCUUUGCCAGGAACACACCUUAAAAAGUGUGUCAGAAAAAAUGCACUCUUUAACACAGUUCUCACAGCUCUCUAACACGCACAUCUCUUUAACACACAGCUGGAUAGUCACAUUACUGUACAGACACUUGUAUUCACUCCAUUUCUAUUAAAACUACAUUUCAGUAAGAGUUUCAGAUUACAAAAAAAAUUAAAAUCUUGCUUCUAAAUGGUCUAUAACACACAAAAGUACUGUUCUAAUAAAUAUGGCCAGCUACUAAUCCUAGUA